UACUCCGAAUUUAUCGUAUGUUACGGAAACUAGACAGAAAAAAAUGGCGUGCAGGAGCAUGCUUCGUUCAUGGAUUCUCGUGGAGCCGUUUCAAUUCCAAAAUCUUCAUUUGAAUUAUAACAGAGGCGUUAGGGCAGUUGCUUUUCGCCGUGGCAAAGGAGUAACCCUUCGUUGCUGCCACAGCGAGACGCCGCCAUUUCAGGACGAUCAAGGUCCGCCUCAAGAGGCGGUGUUGAAGGCCAUUUCCGAGGUGUCUAAGGCGGAAGGGAGGGUUGGGCAAACUACGAAUAUGGUUAUUGGAGGCACUGUGUCGGAUGAUUCUACCAAUGAAUGGCUCACUUUGGACCAGAAGGUGAACUCAUACCCAACUGUUCGAGGAUUCACUGCAAUAGGAACGGGAGGUGAGGAUUUUGUGCAAGCCAUGGUUGUUGCCGUGGAAUCCGUAAUACAGCAGCCUAUUCCUCAGGGACGUGUGAAGCAGAAGUUAUCUGCAAGAGGCAAAUAUGUAUCUGUAAAUAUUGGGCCUGUACAAGUUGAUUCUAGUGAACAGGUCCAAGCUGUAUAUAAUGCCAUGAGGAGGGAUGACAGGAUGAAAUAUUUUUUGUAGUAUUAGAUUUUGUAUAGAAUGAUGUGUUUCCAGGGGAUGAAUUUACACGUCUGCCUUGAAGUGGUUGGGCGGAUUUUGUUCUUUGAUUAACCCAUCAUAUCAUUGCAAUCAUUAUGCAAAUUUGACCUCUUCUGUAUCUUAGGAAGAUGUAAUGUGAUUAUUAUUAUUUAUUACCCAUAGUUAUAAUGUUAUAUACAUUACAAUAUAGUAGAUUGGUUCAGUUCAGUUUUCUA
This is a messenger RNA of Vigna radiata var. radiata (mung bean), 840 nucleotides long. RefSeq lists its product as uncharacterized. The record is from RefSeq and is a predicted model, not a curated record. The transcript has 5 exons. Lineage: Eukaryota; Viridiplantae; Streptophyta; Magnoliopsida; Fabales; Fabaceae. The coding region runs from base 44 to 607 and encodes 187 amino acids.